Messenger RNA from Equus quagga, 2899 nucleotides. Its product is annotated as zinc finger and SCAN domain-containing protein 21. Lineage: Eukaryota; Metazoa; Chordata; Mammalia; Perissodactyla; Equidae. The transcript has 5 exons. The record is from RefSeq and is a predicted model, not a curated record. The coding region runs from base 2090 to 2755 and encodes 221 amino acids.
UGAACACCACAGUAGUUCCUGGAUCCACUAACUGUGUGACCUUGGGCAAAUAACAGCAUGUACCUUACUUACAGAGUUGUUGAGAGGAUUAAGAGAUGCAUAGAAUGAAUUUAGUAGUUCUGCCAUGUUGCAGGAGAGCAUAGCAACAUUAUCGCAAGGCUUGAAGCUUAGCAAGAACAAAUUACAAAAUGGGCAACUGAGAAAUAUGCAAUCUGCUGAUUCUCAUAAAUUACUAUACUAGAUUGUUUGUGCUUUGGAAUCAAAGGCCGGAAGGGAGGAUCUUAUCAAACAUGAAGGCAAGGGGCUUAGGAACGCCGGGCCCUUGCAGGACUGGAACGCCAUCUGCAUAACUUGCUAGAUUGUUUGUUCCCAGGAUACUCCCUAAGAGAAUGGCCUUGUGUAGGGUCGGGGUACAUUGAAGAGGGGAAGACUAGAACUGCUAAGCUUUGACUUGCAUAUCCCUGCUGGCAUGAGUUCCUGCUAUGCUUGUACUUCUUGACCUGCAAAUAAAUACGUGGCGAUCAGAGGGAUGGCACCUCAGUCCUUGAGGCCGAUGGUCCCCUGUCCCAUUAAAUAAUAUAGAGUGUGUUGUGUCUAUUAUAUAGACUGUGUUCUGUCUAUUAAUUCUGUCCGCCCCUUCAGCUGGCUGCCUAGCUGGUCUCGGCAGCACUGGCACAUGGUCAACAUGCAGUAAUUGUUGUCAGUAUUCACACAUCCUGCAGUAUAUUUACAUGAAUAUCCAGGUGGUUUUCCUUUGUGUGAAUUCCUGGGCACUGAGUCACUUUUUUAUGUGCCUUUGGGGCCUGCAGAAUUUAUUCCUCUGGGGUUGUAUUUUCCUGAUUAAAAUGUGAGACAUGAUCCAAAAUUUCAACGCAACAGUCCAUUGACAGCAGUUUCUUUCAACCAUUGCUUAUCUUGGUGUCACACAGGGCUAUCAGACAUCUGAGGUCCUGACGCAGGCAGGUUUCUCACUCAGGUGAAGGCAUCUGAAAACUCCAUACACAGACUAUCUGCCUGCCACUAAUACUCUCCUUUCAGGAAGGCCAAAGAUGCCCUACUUUCAAGUCAUCCUGGGGUUGCAUUUGCCCACAGUCCACAGCUGGCCUCUUCGCACGUGUCCGGAGUUCGGCCGGGGCACUCCAGCCCGGGCAGGGGCGGCAGGAAAAAGGGCCAACGUGCGCCUUUCGAGGGACCAGGCAAAAGCAAGCUCCUGGCGGUCAGAGGGGGUGGGGGCUGAGAUCGAAAACACUGAGAAUCUAGGCUGGAAGCCUGCAGCUGAGUAGGAGCAGCGGGAGAUAAAGGUGGGCAAAGACUUCUUCAUCAAGUCCUGCAGCAUCUGGAGCGCUUGAAGGGCAGCCUCUGAGACUCCCGCCCGGGAAGCUGAGAAGCCGCACAAGGCCCAAGGGCCCGGCUACUUCGGAUUGAUGCCGCAGGUGCCCGGGUCUGAGAGUGACAACUGAAUCUCUGGCUCCAUGGGCCAAGCGUGGGGAUCCGUGUCCAUAAACGUGGACCAUGUUCUCACGGAGUGACGAGCCUGUGGGCCACAGGUGACCCGGGCUCUGAAGUCCACGAGGGGACCCGAGGUCGCCGCGCCGCGCCCACCCGCCUUUCCCUGGCCUGGGGCGUCGGGAGCGGGGUGCGAGAACCGCCGAAGCCUUCAACCGGUCGGCCCUUCCUUGGUUAAAUAAAAGGGGCGGGGCAGGGGAAUGAGGCACCUGCCUGUCCAUCUUGGGGGGACGACUCCGCUUGUCCCUGACACGCCCCAGCCUCCCGCGCAUCCGAGACGCAGAGAUGCAGAGAAGACCUCCGGAAUUCCUAGAGGGGUCGCUGCGACCCCGCACAACGCUCCGCGGGAGCGGGGCUGUGACGCACUUCCGGCUGCGCCGGCCGUUGUGCGCGUCGAGGCGUCCCGGACCCCCGAGCGGCUCUGAUUCACGGAUCCCGUCUAGGAUACCACAUUCCAUUGGUCUUCAUGUCUAUUUAGUAUGCUGUGGUUUAACGUGUAGCCCUAAAGAACCAGAAACCCAAAGGAACCAAUAUUCCUGCCACGCAGAGCCCCAUCUUUAGUGAGGCUGUUGCUGGAGUCUGUAUGAUGACCAAGGUGCUGGGCAUGGCCACAGUUCUGGGCCCUAGGCCUCCACAGGAGCAGGUGGGGCUUGUGAUUGUGAAAGUCGAGGAGGAGGAGAAAGGGAAGUGCCUUCCUAGCCUGGAGAUGUUCCGCCAGCGCUUCAGGCAGUUUGGGUACCAUGACACACCUGGACCCCGGGAGGCCCUGAGCCAGCUCCGGGUGCUUUGCUGUGAGUGGCUGAGGCCCGAGAUCCACACCAAGGAGCAGAUCUUGGAGCUGCUGGUGCUGGAGCAGUUCCUGACCAUCCUGCCCCAGGAGCUCCAGGCCUGGGUGCAGGAGCACUGCCCAGAGAGCGCUGAAGAGGCUGUCACUCUCCUGGAAGAUCUGGAGCGAGAACUGGAUGAGCCAGGACAGCAGAGGUUCUACAUAGCUCUCCUGAAGCUUGCUUUCCUUCUAAUUCUUAAAGUGAGCUGUGCUGAGACCCAGCCAUUCCUGAUUGUCUCUAGGUCUCACCUCCUCCAAAUGAACAGAAACAGGUGUGGGCGAAGAUGUCAUCUUCAGGAACAGCAAAGGAAUCCCUCAGCGGCGUGCAGCCACAGUCUGUGGAGACCAUUCCCAAAUACGAAUCUUGGGGGCCCCUGUACAUCCAAGAGACUGGUGAAGAGCAGGAUUUCACUCCAGAGCUGAGACAGAUUCAAGAUCGUAAAUCGAACACUCAGAAUGAGGCAUCAACAGAUAAGCCAGAAAGUUCUGAAGAAUCUCAUGCAGAAGGAUUCCAAAGGGAUAUUACCCCCAUGAUUACUGCCAAUAAAUGUGAGGCCAGGUUAGAAA